Molecule: messenger RNA, 2886 nt
Organism: Trichoderma virens Gv29-8
Lineage: Eukaryota; Fungi; Ascomycota; Sordariomycetes; Hypocreales; Hypocreaceae
Exons: 3
Coding region: 1-2886 (961 amino acids)
Biological process (GO): mismatch repair
Cellular component (GO): MutLalpha complex
Molecular function (GO): ATP hydrolysis activity; mismatched DNA binding; ATP-dependent DNA damage sensor activity
Source: RefSeq, a predicted model, not a curated record
AUGGCCACUAUCAAACAAAUCGAUGGCCGUAGCGUCCAUCAAAUCCAAUCGGGCCAGGUCAUUGUUGACCUAUGUUCUGUUGUCAAAGAGCUAGUCGAAAACAGCGUUGAUUCUGGGGCAACGAUCAUAGACGUUCGUUUCAAAAACCAAGGCCUCGAUUCAAUUGAGGUUCAAGACAAUGGAUCCGGUAUCUCGCCUGCCAACUAUAGCUCUGUUGCUCUUAAGCAUUACACGUCAAAGCUUUCUUCCUAUUCUGACAUAGAGUCGCUGCAAACCUUUGGCUUUCGUGGCGAGGCUUUAGCAUCCCUAUGCGCCUUGUCAAUUCUAACAGUGACGACCUGCCUAGAACAAGAAUCUCCCAAAGGCUCCAGAUUAACGUUUCACCAGUCAGGAGAGCUGGAUAGCACAACCGUCGUUGCAGCCCAGCGAGGAACUACUGUCACAGUGGAAAAUCUAUUCCAUAAUUUACCUGUCCGACGCCGAGAACUUGACCGUAAUAUUAAGAGGGAAUGGCACAAGGUCAUUGCUCUACUUAACCAGUAUGCGUGCAUCCAGACGAACGUGAAAUUCUCCGUAUCUCAACAACCUACGAAAGGGAAACGAAUAUUACUCUUUUCCACCAAAGGCAACCCGACCACUCGUGACAACAUUAUCAAUAUCUUCGGCGCAAAAACUCUAACUGCUUUGAUACCUCUCGAUCUUCACUUGGAGCUUAAGCCCUCCGGUACCCGCUCUGACGUGCGAAUUGGCGACAAAUUAGGACCCAAUAGUCAUGACGUUCGUAUCGUGGGCCACAUCUCGAAACCUGCCCAUGGGGAAGGCAGACAGACCCCGGAUCGACAGAUGUUUUUUGUCAACGGUCGACCCUGUUCGCUACCUCAACUGGCCAAAGCGUUCAACGAAGUUUAUCGAUCAUAUAAUAACUCGCAAUCACCUUUCAUUUUCGCCGAUGUCCAGCUAGAUACUAUGCUAUACGAUGUAAACGUCAGCCCUGAUAAGCGAUCUAUUCUACUGCAUGACCAAAACAACCUCCUGGAUACUCUUCGUUCCUCCUUGUCUCAGUUGUUUGAUACCCAUGAAGACAGUAUCUCAAUUGCCACAUCAACUCAAAAUGUGAAAGCACAGUCUUCUUAUAGUAAAUUUACUAAGCCUGGACAACUCCCUCGACUUUUGGGCGAGUCAGCGUAUAAAUCCUAUACCACCACCGCGGUAGAACACAGUCCCAGUUAUGAAGAUAACAAAUCCAGUUCUACGACAGACACCGAAGAGCCAGAGCCGGACGAUGAGAUUCCUCAGGCAUCGCGAUCCAUGAAGACAAGGCCACAGUGUAAUACGAAAGAGAAACUGCACCUACAUAACGGUAUCGAAUCAGUGGUCAGGAGAGAUAUAUCAUCUUCUCCAGAGAAACCAGCCCCAGAGCCUACUCAUCUAAAGACUGUCUUGGUAGACCACUCCCCUCGACCUAAAGCUUCAUCGGCUACAUCCAACAUCAAUACCGUCAUAAACCAGCCCCAGAGAUCUCAUGGUCCUAAUUUCAAAAUCCACCCAGAAAUUUCUGACUCCACCAGUCCCGUUGCUUCUGAUAUUUCUGUAGAGGAUCAAGGCAGCCAAGAGUUACACGCGGUAGUAACUCCUCUACGAGAGGUCACUAGCCUGGCCAAAGCUACAGAUGUGGAGGGCAAAGCCAGAUCUCUCGAGCCUGAAAAAUUGCAUUCCACAUUACCAGAACCCGGCGAAGCAAAGGAACUUCUUCCUUCAGAAAUUUCUAGAUUAGAUACCGAAUCUAUCAUUCAACAACCUUCGCCGACACGGAGAAAUCGCAGAGCUAUGGAUAAUAAUAUUUCUAGGCAAUCUCGGGAUGACAAGCAGUCUCUUGAAACAGAGCCUGACUCUCAACACCUCAAGUCUACACUCGUAACAACAGAUGGCGGUUCUCCGAUGAAUACCGCCAAUGCAGGAGCUCUUUCCGUAGAAUCUCGAAUACAGCCCUCCAAACCCGCGCGGCGAAAAGACAUCACAACGGGCUAUAUACAAAGCUUACAUGUGGAGAAAGGAAAGCUCCGACUACUACAUAAUAAGCGUCCUCGUCUUCGUACCUCCCAGCCUGGUUCUACGUCGCAUAAUGCUUCUUCUGUAGAGCGAAUUGAUGCCAGCGAUGCAGAAUCUAGGCUCCCUCUUAUCAUUUCAAAGGGUGACUUUUCAAAAAUGAGAAUCAUCGGCCAGUUCAAUCUUGGGUUUAUCAUCGCUGUUAAGCCUGCCAGCCGCCUAGGCUCUGGUGUCGAAGGAAAAUAUGAUGAGCUUUUCAUCAUCGACCAGCAUGCGUCUGAUGAGAAGUAUAAUUAUGAAAAACUUCAAAACACCACUGAGAUUCAAUCUCAACGUCUUGUGCAUCCUAAGAGACUUCAGCUGACAGCUCUAGAAGAGGAGAUAAUACUAGAGAAUGCAACGGCUCUAAAUGCAAACGGGUUCAAAGUAAACAUUGAUACAACAGGACGCUUUUCUGUGGGGUCGCGAUGCCAGUUGACUUCAUUGCCCUUGAGCCGUGAAGUCACUUUCAAACUGGAUGACUUGGAAGAAUUGAUAUCUCUUUUGGGCGAUAAAUCGGCCGAGUCUUCGUAUAUCCCCCGCCCUUCCAAGGUUCAAAAGAUGUUUGCUAUGAGGGCAUGUCGAAGCAGCAUUAUGAUUGGCAAGGCCAUGACAAAAAGCCAGAUGCAUUCUCUUGUUAACCACAUGGGGGAGCUGGAUAAGCCUUGGAAUUGCCCUCAUGGACGGCCAACAAUACGACACUUGAGUCGACUGCAGGCAUGGAGUGGAGUAGGAUGGGAGCGUGAUCUGCAAACUGAUUCAAUUACGGCCUGGCACGAUUAUAUGGGAGAAGCAAACUGA